Girardinichthys multiradiatus is the source of this 3795-nucleotide messenger RNA. It is a transcript of the gene htr1d, whose product is annotated as 5-hydroxytryptamine (serotonin) receptor 1D, G protein-coupled. Gene Ontology annotation, biological process: regulation of locomotion; regulation of behavior; G protein-coupled receptor signaling pathway, coupled to cyclic nucleotide second messenger. Gene Ontology annotation, molecular function: G protein-coupled serotonin receptor activity; neurotransmitter receptor activity. NCBI's taxonomy places the organism in Eukaryota, Metazoa, Chordata, Actinopteri, Cyprinodontiformes, Goodeidae. Gene Ontology annotation, cellular component: plasma membrane; dendrite. The record is from RefSeq and is a predicted model, not a curated record. The transcript is spliced from 2 exons. Bases 1167 to 2282 code for a protein of 371 amino acids.
ACAGCAUAUUGCCUCACUCGCUUUGUCUCUGUUUUUUCUGUGCGUGGGUGCAGUGUCUUUGACGGGUGGCGAGAGGGGGCAUGCAGUGUGUAACCAAAACUCAGUCUUAUCAGCAGAUCUGAUUGCUAGAUGCUGAAUUCCCUCUAAUAUUCAGCCCAGUGUAGAGAGGAUCCUUUGGUUUCUUCGCGGGCGGAGGCAUCCCGCAGCCGGCUGCGUUUCCCAAUAUGAUGCAACUUACGAUUCACUUAAUUUCUCAGGACACCUGCCCAUCUGGACCAGGACAGCGGUGGCCAGUAAGAGGAACAUCCGAUAGAGAUUUCCUGUGAGAUGUGAAGUAAACCUCAGCCCUAAGAGUGCAGCUGGAACAUCUGCAGAAGCUGGUACUCUGGAUGGGACUGAUCCUCAUCGUUUCAUUUGUUUGCUGCGGGCGUGCGUAAAUGUAGGACGCCGUUUGUGCGGGUUGCCACGUUUUUCUUGCGCUCCGUUUCUAAUCGUCGAGUAUAAAGAAGGUUUUUAAUUAACAAGAACACAAACACGGACUAAUGCAGCACUGGAUUAAAGUCACUCUACAUAUUGUAAUCCCUAUGGACACUACGUCUGAAACUUUCCUGGAUAAUCAGAGCAGUGUAGAGGAGAAAUUAACCAACACCAAUUCUGUGUUCACGAACUGAAACAGAAAAGGCUUUCCUUAUCAUCUCGUUCCAGCGAAGUUGUGCAUAAUGGCUCAAAAUCCCUCUGGACACCGAACAGCUAUUUAUGAUGAGGCUCUAUAACUGAAAUAGUUUUUACAUUAAUCAUGUUAUUCUGAUGUUUUUGUCUUCAAAGCAUCAUCGAAACAGUCUGAUGUUUGGACCUAAAAUCAAAUGACUUCAUGUGGACCUCGCAAAAAAGAUUAAAGUGAAACAAGUAAACCUCUUCAUCUGUCAUCCUCAUCUUCCUACUUUCAGCUCCUCACUGGGCUUUGUUAAAAAACGAGAAGCCCAUUUAUGACUCUGAUAAAUUGGAAAAUCGUAGCAUGAAGGUGUCAUUCUCAGCUGGCUGCUGGUAGAGGAUGAGAUCUUCUGAAAACAGAUUAGGAUUUAGCUACAGCGAUGAGGUGAAAUGGUGAAUUUAGUCUAUGGUUGGAGCUCAUAGAUCAUCAGGAUCUUUGAUUAUGAACUAAAAUCAUGGACAACAUCACAGGUAACAACACUACAGCUCCACCUUGGGGUGAGGCCACACUCCUGAGCCUUCAGGUCUCGCUCUACGUGCUGUUAGCUGUCGUCACCCUGGUAACGGCACUCUCAAACGCCUUUGUCAUAGCCACCAUCUUUCUGACCAGGAAGCUCCACACACCUGCCAACUUCCUCAUAGGAUCACUCGCCAUCACAGACCUGCUGGUGUCGAUCUUGGUCAUGCCCAUAAGCAUAGUGUAUACCGUAACAAAAACCUGGUCACUGGGGCAGAUUGUAUGUGACAUCUGGCUCUCGUCUGAUAUCACCUUCUGCACGGCGUCCAUUUUGCACCUGUGUGUUAUUGCCCUGGACCGCUACUGGGCCAUUACAGAUGCCCUGGAGUACUCAAAGCAUCGCACCAUGCGCAGGGCAGGGAUGAUGGUUGGGGUUGUUUGGGUGAUUUCUAUUUCGAUUUCCAUGCCUCCUCUUUUCUGGCGGCAGGCCAAAGCACAGGGGGAGCUGAAAGAGUGUGUAGUGAAUACAGAGAAGAUCUCUUACACCUUAUAUUCCACCUUUGGUGCCUUCUACGUUCCCACAAUGCUUCUCAUCAUCCUCUACGGCAGGAUCUACGUUGCUGCCCGCUCUCGCAUCUUCAAGACUCCAUCAUCUGGGAAGCGCUUCACCACGGCGCAGCUCAUCCAAACCUCUGCAGGCUCUUCUCUCUGUUCUCUUAAUUCUGCCUCCCACCAGGAAGCACACCUACACUCUGGCAUGGCAGGAAGCGUUGGGGGUGGAGGGGGAGGCUCGCCUCUGUUCAUGAACAGCGUGAAAGUGAAGCUGGCAGACAACGUGCUGGAGAGGAAACGUCUGUGUGCAGCGCGGGAGAGAAAAGCCACCAAGACACUGGGCAUCAUUCUGGGAGCAUUCAUCGUCUGCUGGCUCCCAUUUUUUGUCAGCACGCUUGUCAAUGCUAUAUGUACAACGUGCUGGUUUAGUCCCGUGCUGUUUGAUCUCUUCACCUGGCUGGGAUACCUAAACUCGCUCAUUAACCCUGUCAUCUACACUGCAUUCAAUGACGACUUUAAGCAGGCCUUCCAAAAGCUCAUCAAAUGCAGAAGAAGCUUUUAGGAAGUACAGUAUGUUUAGACUGGCAUCCUCUGGAACAUGAGGAGACAAACAGAAGAAGUAGUACAAGUAUAUCUCAAUAAAUUUAAAUAUCAUCGAAAAAGGAAUUUAUUUCAGUAAUUUAAUUUCACAACUAAAAUUAUAUCGAUAAAUUUCAGUAAGAGCUACAUAUUUCCAGCAUUUAUUUCUCUUAAUUCUGAUGAUUCUGACUUAGAAAUAAUGAAAACACAUAAUCUGUUUCUCAGAAAGCAUAUUAGAUAAGAGCAAUAAAACGUUUUAUUUUAACAAAAACAUUUGGGCCUCAUGAAGAGUCUUCAUGCACUGUACAGUAUAUGCACUCAUACUUGGUUGGAGCUCCUUUUGCAUGAAUUAUUACAUGAAUGUGGCAUGAUGUGUAGAUUAUUAGCCUGUGGUUCUGCUGAGGUGUUCAGAAGGUCCAUGUUGCUUUAAUAGCGCAAUGCUCCAUAGACUCUUUGGGCUGCAGGUUAACCCAGUUAGCUGACCAAUCAAGCACAGUGAUACCAUGGUCAUUAAAGCAGCUCUUGGUACCUAUGGCAGCGUGGGCAGUACAAAGUCCAAACAAAAACCUAAAUUUACUUUAAUCUUAAGGUAAAACUUUACACCAGUGAGCCACAGCCCAGUCCUUUUCUCCUUAGCCUAGGUAAGACAGUUCUGACAUUGUGUUUGUUUCAGGAGUGGUUUAGUACAAGGAAUGUGACAGUUGUAGCCCUUGUCCUGGAUAUGUCUGUGUGUGGAGACUCUUGAUGGACAGUACUCUGUGAAAGGUUUGCUUUUUUGGCAUUGAUGUUUUGAGGCUCAACCUCCUGGUGAAGGAUGUAAGAAACUGUCUGCUAUACAACUGUUUAGUUUAGUUUAUUUCCAAGAUGAUUGGAAAAUAAAAGAAACUGAAUAAUAUAAAGACAUGGAUAAUUAACAGAUAUUUCACAGAAGAAGUUUAAACUCCAGUACCUCAAAAUUAAAACUGCCCGUGCCUUAUCAUGUUGAUGGAUUUUUCUUUAGCCAUCAGGCACAAUGUCAAGUCAGCAGUCUUUCCUAUGAUUGAGUUGGCCAAAACAUUAACGUUCUGUUUUAAAAAUUAUUUAAUAUUCUAAUUUAUUAAGAAACUGAGUUUGGGGUUUUCAUUAGAUGCAAGCCAUAAUCAUCAGAAUCACAGUAAAUAUACCCUUAAAAUAUAUUAGUCUGUGUGUAAUGAAGCUUAUAUUUAAGUUUUAAUUUUUGAAUUAGUGAAAUUACAUUUUCGUUGACACAUUUAUUUAUUGACAUGUACCUGUAAACACAUAAAAUCUUCAUCUUUCAAAGACCUUCUGAUGUUAAUGAGCGAUUUUAUUUUGCAGAUGUGUUUGGAUACACACAGUGAAUCCAUCAUAAAGACUAAAACAUGCAUCUUUUAAAACAAAGAAGAAAUAUUUUAUAAUGCCACUUCAAGGACCACAAAAGACUAAAAUCCAAAUGGUUAAAACCUGCCAGGAACUGUUUUUUGUUGUUCUUGGAUAAG